Messenger RNA from Durio zibethinus, 794 nucleotides. NCBI's taxonomy places the organism in Eukaryota, Viridiplantae, Streptophyta, Magnoliopsida, Malvales, Malvaceae. The record is from RefSeq and is a predicted model, not a curated record.
GUAUUUCUUUCACAAGGCAUCCAUCUCGCAAGAAUCAUGAUCAUGAAAAAGAAUCUAUUCAACAUGAAUGAAGAUGAGGAAGCUGAUGAUGAAAGUAAGACAAAAAAUAGUGCACGCUCGAGCAAUAGCAUAGUUGAAGAAGGUGAGCAAAAGGCAAGUUCAACUGGGGUGCGGCCAUAUGUAAGAUCAAAGGUGCCUAGGCUGCGAUGGACCCCUGAACUUCAUCUUUGUUUUGUUCGAGCAGUGGAGAGACUUGGCGGUCAGGAGAGAGCAACUCCAAAACUGGUCUUGCAACAAAUGAACAUCAAGGGUCUUAGUAUUACUCAUGUCAAGAGUCAUUUGCAGAUGUAUCGGAGCAAGAAGAUAGAUAAUCAGGGUCAAGGUACUACUGUUGACCAUACAAAAAUGUGUCCUGAAUUUAUAUCUUCAAUGUCUAAAACUUAAAACUACUACCUUUUCAUAUGGUAUGACAGUUACAAACAACAGACAUCUUUUGGGAAGUGUAGAUCACCUUUCUCGAAAUCUUUUGCAUCAGUCCAUGCUUCAUGAUCCAAGAGUGAUCAGGUAUAGAUUGAUAAAACUGCCUUACUAUUUUUGCUUCAACAGAUUGAGUUUUUAGUUCUUUUGUAAGCAUAACAUAUCUGUCAACAACAUAUAUAGUGAUAUUUCACGGAGUACUUUUCGUGGAAAUCAAAUGUCUGAGCCUUACUUGACGAAUUGCGUAAAUAGUACUAGAAGGGAAGCUGGUUUUCGUAGUUCAAGCAUGAGUGAAGAACUUGUUUCAAACGCAAGGA